Molecule: messenger RNA, 720 nt
Organism: Paramecium sonneborni
Lineage: Eukaryota; Ciliophora; Oligohymenophorea; Peniculida; Parameciidae
Source: the annotation of a GenBank genome assembly
UAAUAUAUUAAUAAUUAAAAGUUAAUGGGAUAACCAAAUUAGAAGGCUGCACCAGUAUAAGCAAGAGAUCCAAUUGAUAUUUAAUUAGAUUUAAGAAUGACAUGGAAAAGACUAGAAUCUGAAUCAAAGAGAAGUUUAAAAGAACAGGAUAAAAAUUUGGCAAAAGCAAAAGAGGCUUUAAAAAAAAAUAAUGAAGAAGGAGCUAAAUUAUUUUUGUAGACAGCAAUGGCAAAGAAAUAGGAGAGUGAAAAUUUAUAAAAGAUGGCAACAAAGAUCUAAUUUGUGGAAUCAUAAGUUAAAAGUGCUUAAGCAAAUGCAGAGGUAUUGAGAUAUGAUUUAUAAAUAUUAUAGAUGAUGAGAUAAUUGAAUGUUGUAACCCCAAUUAUGUAGUAAUAUGUAAAUACUAUGUCAAUUGAAUAAUUAUAUCAAAAUAUAAAUCAAUUUGAUAAUGCUAUAGAUGAUAUGAUGGUAUAAGGAAAGGUUAUGGAUUCUAUGAUGAAUAAAAACUAAAAUGAUUUUUAAACAAAUAUGGCAGUAGAUUAGAUGAUGUAAUAAUUAAAGAAAGAAGAAGCAUUAAAAUUAUAAGACUUAUAACCCAAUAGUAUAUAAUUGUAUAAUAAUUUUUAAUAGAUAUGGGAUUUCAAUAGAUACAAUAACAAUAAUAGUAACCUUAGUAUCAAAACUAACAAUAGUAUCAAUAAUAGAAAUAUUGAUUUAGAU